AUGUCUCCAGACCCAGACCCCAGUCCUGGUAACACAAGCCCAAUGACUGGCCUUCUCCCUUUCCUCAAACAAGCGCGCCAGCAGCUCCUCGCCCUCCCCGCACCGCGAGCAUCAACCGCGGCGGCAGCUUCAUCAUUAUCGCCAAUCACCAAGGGUCCGGUCUUUGUUCUUGGGAACCAAUCUGCCGACUUGGACUCUAUUAUAUCCGCUAUUCUGUAUUCGUAUUUUUUUUCUAGAGCGGACAAGAAAGCUCAUGCGCCGGUGGUCAAUCUUCCGGAUGUGCCUAGUGGAACCGAGCUGAGGAGGCUCCGACCCGAGUUUGCCUGUGCUUUUGAGCUUGCUACGUCUUCGCGAGCCGAGCAAGCACAUCUGUCUGGGGGAGGUGAUGAUGGAAAUGGUGCCGCGCGGCUGCUUCAAGAACAUAUCGUGACUGUCGCCGACCUGCGCGAGCAGCUAUUGUCUCGUCGGCAAGACAACACAAAGUUAGACCUUGAUGCUGUCUUGGUCGACUGGAACAAACCUCCUAACCAAGAGGAAACAGAAGGAACCUCAGGAAAAGAUGGCCGAGGCUCGGUCGACGGUCUCUCCGAUCUUGCCACUUUUUCUGUCACCGGAUGCAUCGAUCAUCAUGCCGACGAAGGCUUCGUCCCAGCCGCCGAGGCUUUGUCGGAUGAUAAUCCUCGGAUUAUUGAACUCGGCCCUGGUUCAUGCACGAGUCUGAUCAUCCGCGAGGUCCGGCGUCGCGGCCUCUGGCCCUCGCAAAAGGAGUCUUUCUCUUUUUCCGCGGAAGAACAUAAUACUAAUAAUAGCCACGACGUAGAAGUCGAGGUUGCCAAACUUGCUCUCGCUGCGAUUCUGAUUGACACCGGCAAUCUCACGGCAGAAGGCAAAGUGACUGACAUCGACCGCGACGCUGUGUCGUUUCUUUCCCAAAAAAUAUCCGAAGCGCGCUCGUCCGGCUCUAGCACAUGGAAUCAAAAGACAUUCUUUGACGAGAUUCAACACGCAAAAUCGCAUAGCCUUGACUGGCUCACGGUGGAUGAAACACUCGGACGAGACUACAAAGACUGGACCGAAUCCACAGCUUUGGGAGAAAAAGUCACGAUUGGAAUCGCAAGCGUCGUGCGUCCAUUGAGCUGGGUUAUUUCGAAAGCAAACGAGGAAGAAGAAGGGUCGAAUGCGCGAGGAGAAGAUGAACUCAACCCGCUGAUAGGCAAACUGAAGCAAUUCGCGCAGCAAAAGGGAUUGGAUGUGGUAUCCGCCAUGACUGCUUUUACUUCGCACGAAGGUCGGUUCGAAAGAGAGCUGCUUGUCUGGGCAUUACAUGAUGGAUGCACGAAACAGUUGGAAACUUUUGCCGAGACAGCCAGGGAAGAGUUGCAAUUGGAACAGUGGGAACAAUUCCCCGUGGAAGGCCGUCGAGAAAAUGGACAUUUGUACAUUUGGCGACAACGCAACGUUCGCAACAGUCGAAAGCAGGUUGCACCGUUGCUGAGAAAAAUUUAUACCGGCAGCAGAUCUACACAUAACUAG
Messenger RNA from Talaromyces rugulosus, 1533 nucleotides. RefSeq lists its product as uncharacterized. Gene Ontology annotation, molecular function: exopolyphosphatase activity. NCBI's taxonomy places the organism in Eukaryota, Fungi, Ascomycota, Eurotiomycetes, Eurotiales, Trichocomaceae. Bases 1 to 1533 code for a protein of 510 amino acids. The transcript has a single exon. Gene Ontology annotation, cellular component: cytoplasm. The record is from RefSeq and is a predicted model, not a curated record.